This is a messenger RNA of Durusdinium trenchii, 591 nucleotides long. NCBI's taxonomy places the organism in Eukaryota, Dinophyceae, Suessiales, Symbiodiniaceae. The record is from the annotation of a GenBank genome assembly.
AUGCGCCGUGAGAUGGAGGAGCACAAUGACCUGGUCUUCUUGCCUGUCACUGAGGGUUAUCGAAUGAACAGCCGCAAGGGCCUGCUCUUCUUAGAAUGGAUCGCAGCGCGAGCGGAAGCAGAGUUUCUCUUGAAGACCGAUGACGACGUCUACCUGCGCCCCACGCCGUUGCUGAGGCAGCUGGAGCGUCGGAUCCCCGCACAGUACGCUUGGGCGAUUUUCGAUUAUAUCAGCCCGGUGCCACGGGAUGAGGAUGACAACUUCUACAACCCUGAGGAGACCUUCCCAUUCCCCGUCUUCCCGCCCUACCCGCGGGGUGUGGUGCGGGUCUUGUCCAUGGAUGUGGUGCGGCUUCUGGCCAAAGCCAGCCAGGAGGCGGCGGGUCACAGAGGUCACAUGGUGAUGCGGUUUGCCCGUCUCUCUUUACAGUUGGCUCAAGGAUUAAAAUACUCCUUCAAGCAGGGCAGGAUUGGAUGAGCCUUGGUACUUGCUGGUUCCCUUAACAAGAAACCUGAUUCCGUCCGGCGCGCGCUCUCUCUCUCUCUCUCUCUUUGUCUGAACUCGAUCCCUAUGUAGUUGCCAACUCUUCAC